UUUUGUUUUGGGCAUGGCCAUGACACUUGGCGCUUGACAAAUGACGUUUGAUAUUUGAUGUUUAGAACCGGUGCACAGUUAACUGCCGGUAUAAAAAUAAACAAUAUGAAUUUUGGUGUUACGCAGUUCAAGUGUUAAUUUCUAUGAGUAAAAAUUAUCUUCAAAAUAACACUUUUCAUAUUGACGAUAUGAGUGCCGUUUCGAUAGAUCUGUCUUGUGAUAGUGACGAUUUAGAUGACUUACCAGAAUUAAAUCUUGUUACAAAAAGUCAGAGUCAAUCUGGAUCGUCUCAGUCCACUACAUCCAUAUCUCAGAACUUAGGGACAUCUGAUAAAGAAACCAAGCAACCGAGAAAAGGUGUUAAAAGAAAAGCAUCAGACAAUCAAUCACCAAAGCAAGCUCAGAAAAUAUAUAAACCUGGCGAAUGUAUGAAGCACAUGAUUCUAGAAAUGCAUCCAAACCUAUUGGAAGCCUGGUACUGCGCAGAUGUGUCCCGGGAGAUCACAGCCUCUGGUGCUAAAGUUCGUUCCAGCACUGCUAUGUGCGAUGUUAGACUGGUGUUGUGGAGUAGGGUAGUAGAGUCCAAGCUAGCUAGUAAGGAGGGAGUGGUUGGUCUCACCACUACAAAGGAGCCAUGCAACCAUGGUCUUUAUGUGACACGUUUAGAAGAUAUUGAAGAACACAUAGUAGGCAAGACGCUGUCACAGCAUAUGCUGUCUGCCGCUGGAUUAGCUGGCUGCAAGUUGACCCUAGUGCUGUUUGCUGUAAAAGAUUUUUUCAAAAACACAGGACGUAAAACAAAUAACAGUAAGAAGAAAACCAUAGAGCCGAUUCAUUUAGAAAUGGCUCUGACUGAUCUAUUAGUAACAGCCAUCUGUGACACAAUAACUGUGAACAGUCCAAAUGAACUCGCGCUAACGUUCGUGCAAUUCACUAAGGCAAUCGCUGAAGCACCGUAUAAGAAAGCUAAGCGGGCAUACGAUGAGCAAGUGGAUUUUUAUAUGAGGGGAGAUAAUAAGAAAUGCGCGGCCGUUUCAAAGCAGGGCGAUGGUGUUGAGGCGCUAUGGCAACAAAUGGUAGCGGUGUUGCCAAUGUCGAGUUUGGAAACCGCAAGAGCGAUAUGCAAGCAAUACAAAACGCCGCGGGCCUUGUAUGAGGCCCAAAAACAAGCAAGCAGUGUAAACACGCUGGCGGACGUGUGCGUGCCCCGUUCAGCAGUCCCCGGGUCCAAAGCGAGGCGAGUCGGGAGCGAGUUUGCGAGGAAAUUGCACAUUCUGUUCACAGCUGACGAUGGGAAUAUGUUAGUUGAGUGAUGGCAACACUGCUAAAAAGAAAGGGACACAAAAGGGUUAAUGAAUAUUCAUAGCUUUUAAACAUCCUAUUUAAAACUGAGGUGUAUUAUUGCUGUUUAAAUUUUCUUGUUUCUACAUAAUAUCUGUUAAAUAAUUUUGUGAUCUUAUAUACCCUUCGUCUUUAUA
Molecule: messenger RNA, 1478 nt
Organism: Zerene cesonia (dogface butterfly)
Lineage: Eukaryota; Metazoa; Arthropoda; Insecta; Lepidoptera; Pieridae
Gene: mms4
Product: crossover junction endonuclease EME1
Exons: 10
Coding region: 144-1313 (389 amino acids)
Biological process (GO): resolution of meiotic recombination intermediates; mitotic intra-S DNA damage checkpoint signaling; double-strand break repair
Cellular component (GO): nucleus; Holliday junction resolvase complex
Source: RefSeq, a predicted model, not a curated record